UGCUUCAAAUUGUAAGUUGGCGCUCAUUUGCAAGACUCGUAGUUUAGCGGAAAGCUCGGUUCUCUCGUUUCUGAUUACUGCAAAGAAGAAUGGAAGACGAAGGUGGCGAAAGGUCGAGCAUCGUGAUCGGCUUGAUUGAGAACAGAGCGAAGGAGGUUGGAGUUGCUGCAUUUGACAUGAGAUCAGCUUCACUGCAUCUCUCUCAAUACAUUGAAACUAGCAGUUCGUAUCAAAAUACAAAGACAUUGUUGCAUUUCUAUGAUCCGAUGGUAAUCAUUGUCCCUCCGAAUAAGAUGGCGCCUGAUGGUAUGGUUGGAGUCUCAGAGUUGGUGGAUAGAUUUUAUUCAUCAGCCAAGAAGGUUGUAAUGGCCCGUGGUUGCUUUGAUGACACCAAGGGAGUUGUACUGGUUAAAAGUCUGGCAGCCAAGGAUCCAUCUGCGCUUGGUCUAGACACUUAUUACAAGCAAUAUUAUCUAUGUUUGGCUGCUUCUGCAGCUACUAUCAAAUGGACAGAAGCAGAGAAAGGGGUAAUUGUUACGAACCACUCAUUGUUGGUCACCUUUAAUGGCUCAUUUGACCAUAUGAAUAUCGACUCUACUAGUGUACAGAACUUGGAAAUCAUUGAGCCACUACAUUCAACCCUUUGGGGAACAAGCAACAAAAAAAGAAGUCUAUUUCACAUGCUUAAGACGACGAGAACUAUUGGAGGUACCAGACUUCUCCGUGCCAAUCUUUUGCAGCCUUUAAAAGACAUUGGGACUAUCAAUGCCCGUCUUGACUGCCUGGAUGAAUUGAUGACCAAUGAGGAGUUAUUUUUUAGUCUCUCACAGGUCCUUCGUAAGUUUCCAAAAGAAAGUGAUAGGGUAUUGUGUCAUUUCUGCUUCAAGCCGAAUAAAGUCACAAAUGGGGUCUUGGGAGUAGAAAAUGCUAGAAAGAGCCAGGUGUUGAUUUCAAACAUUAUCCUUCUCAAGACUGCUUUGGAAGCACUGCCCUUGCUCACCACGGUGCUUAAGGAUGCAAAAUGUUCUCUUCUUACGAACGUUUAUGAGUCCAUUUCUGCAAAUGAGAAAUAUGCCGCCAUAAGGAAAAGAAUCAGUGAAGUGAUUGAUGAAGAUGUACUUCAUGCACGGGUUCCUUUUGUUGCUCGUACACAACAAUGUUUUGCUGUAAAGGCUGGAAUUGAUGGACUUCUGGAUGUCGCUCGGAGAUUGUUCUGUGAUACUAGUGAAGCCAUACAUAGCCUUGCAAACAAAUACCGUGAAGAGUUCAAUCUACCAAAUUUGAAAAUUCCUUUCAAAAGUAGGCAGGGGUUUUACUUGAGCAUUCCACAGAAGGAUAUAAAUGGAAGACUUCCCAGUAAAUUCAUUCAGGUCCUCAAACACGGGAACAACUUACAUUUCUCAACUCUUGAACUUGCUUCUUUGAACGUUAGGAACAACUCUGUGGCUGCAGAGUGCUAUACGCGAACAGAACUUUGUUUGGAAGCACUAAUUGAUAGCAUAAGAGGGGAUGUUUCUGCGCUCACCCUUCUUGCCGAGGUCCUAUGUCUUCUAGACAUGAUUGUAAACUCAUUUGCUUAUACAAUAUCCACUAAGCCUGUUGAUCGUUACACUAGACCAGAAUUUACAGAUAAUGGCCCAUUGGCAAUUGAUGCUGGCAGGCAUCCUAUUCUGGAAACCAUACACAAUGACUUCAUUCCUAACAGUAUUUUCCUUUCCGAAGCAUCCAAUAUGGUAAUCGUCAUGGGUCCAAACAUGAGUGGAAAGAGUACUUAUCUUCAACAAGUGUGUCUUUUAGUCAUACUUGGUCAGAUUGGUUGCUAUGUUCCUGCUCGCUUCUCCUCUCUAAGAGUGGUUGAUCGAAUAUUCACACGAAUGGGAACAGGGGACAACCUUGAAUCCAACUCUAGUACGUUUAUGACUGAGAUGAAAGAGACAGCUUUUGUCAUGCAGAAUGUCUCCCCCAGGAGUCUGAUUGUUAUGGAUGAACUUGGGAGGGCUACUUCUUCUACUGAUGGAUUUGCAAUUGCAUGGAGCUGUUGUGAACACUUGUUAUCACUGAAAGCUUAUACAAUAUUUGCAACUCACAUGGAAAACCUGUCUGAACUAGCAACGAUUUACCCAAAUGUGAAAAUUCUCCAUUUUGAUGUUGAUGUACAAAACAAACGCCUGGAAUUCAAGUUUCAACUCAAAGAUGGGCCACGACAUGUGCCACACUAUGGGCUCCUAUUGGCUGGAGUUGCAGGACUACCGAGCUCAGUAAUUGAAACAGCCAGAAGAAUCACAUCAAGGAUAACAGAAAAGGAAAUGAGGAGGAUGGAAGUGAACUGCAUGCAAUAUCAUCCAAUUCAAAUGGCUUAUCGUGUUUCUCAGAGACUAAUAUGCUUGAAAUACUCCAACCAAGACGAGGAUUCAAUCCGACAAGCGCUGCAGAAUCUUAAGGAGAAUUAUGCUGAUGGGAAGGUAUAAUUGUCUUCAUGGUACAAUGGAGGUAAGAAGGCUAUAUUGAGCAAAUUUAAUUAGUAAUGUUAGCAACAAGAUGACUAGCGUAAAAUGCAAGAGUGUA
Telopea speciosissima is the source of this 2565-nucleotide messenger RNA. Its product is annotated as DNA mismatch repair protein MSH4. Gene Ontology annotation, cellular component: nucleus. The coding region runs from base 90 to 2468 and encodes 792 amino acids. Gene Ontology annotation, molecular function: ATP binding; ATP-dependent DNA damage sensor activity; mismatched DNA binding. The record is from RefSeq and is a predicted model, not a curated record. Gene Ontology annotation, biological process: reciprocal meiotic recombination; mismatch repair. Lineage: Eukaryota; Viridiplantae; Streptophyta; Magnoliopsida; Proteales; Proteaceae. The transcript has 24 exons.